AUGAACGAGCCGUUGCCUAUAUGGGUGAACAACAAAGCUUUAAUGCCUUCUAAAUCACAAUCUAUACUUGAUACAGGCCGCAGUCUCAGAGCCGCGAAAAGAGCCAUGAUAUUAACACAAUUUCAAACUUCAAUAGCAGGCCAGGUAAUGGAAGAAGGAGAGAGCGAACAGCAUCAUUAA
This is a messenger RNA of Clunio marinus, 180 nucleotides long. The record is from the annotation of a GenBank genome assembly. Lineage: Eukaryota; Metazoa; Arthropoda; Insecta; Diptera; Chironomidae.